Molecule: messenger RNA, 2013 nt
Organism: Metarhizium album ARSEF 1941
Lineage: Eukaryota; Fungi; Ascomycota; Sordariomycetes; Hypocreales; Clavicipitaceae
Product: ARM-like repeat-containing protein
Exons: 1
Coding region: 1-2013 (670 amino acids)
Biological process (GO): ribosomal large subunit biogenesis; protein import into nucleus
Source: RefSeq, a predicted model, not a curated record
AUGGGCAACUCGCGUCGCAACCGGGCCGGCGCCUCUCAGAGACGAGAUCCCCUCGCCAAACCCGUCAAGGUGCCCUCAGACCCGGAGCUUGCAGCUCUCCGAGAAGCCAAAAUCAUCCCCGUCAUCGAGGACCUUCGGAACCCCGACCCCAAGUCUCGAGCUGCCGCCGCCUCCGCCGUCGGCAACAUGGUCCAUGACACCAAGUGCCGCAAGCUGCUGCUCCGGGAACAAGUCGUCCACAUCGUCCUCGCGCAGACCUUGGCCGACGCUGCUCUCGAGAGCAAAGUUGCUGCAUGGCGCAUCUUGCAGCUCCUGGCCCAGCAAGAGGAGGCUGAUUUCUCUGUGCACUUGUUCCGCUGCGACAUUCUAACCGCCAUCCGACAUGCUGCCAAGGCUGUCUCAGAGAAGCUGUCACCCGGCGGCAAUGGCUCCUCCAAGCUUUCCAGGGCAGAAGCGUCCUUCGUCGUGGCCAUUUCUGCAUCUCUGAUUGCCCUGCUCACCGUAUUGGCGGAGGCUGCCGACGAUAUACUCGAGUCCAUCUCCUCCAACACCACCAUCACUGACUUCCUCUUCGUUAUUGCUGCCUACCCCAGCACUGGCAAUACCGAAUUUGACGCCGUUUCAAGCCUCCGCGGCGACUCUUUGGCUUGUCUCAUGGUUCUCACCGAAGAAAAUGGAAAUCUGGCCAGAAAGAUCGUCACCAACACCAAGUGCUAUCAGGUCAUGACGUCCCUCAAGAACUCCGUCACCGGCGACGGCGUCCUGGCUUGCGCCACCCUCCAUCAUGUCUUUUCUGCGCUUGAGGGACUCCGGGAUCCGCCCGAGAUUCCCGGCGCAGACGAUUCUCUCUUGAUUCCCACACUUGCUGCGACGAUUGCAAGUGUUGAGCCAGUGCAACAUGCUGCUAAUGGCAGCGGCCAAGGCUGGUCAAACCCGGUGCGGCUGCAGCAGCUUGCCCUCGAAACAUUGGCAUCCAUCGGCACUGCUCUGAACUCUGCCAACGUGGACGUGCCCGGCCCCGCAAAGCAAAAAGAAGACGAGGGAACCGAGGACGACGAAGACAUGGACGACGCCGCUGUACGCGGCUCCGGUGCUGAGGAUGAACAAGGUGAAGAAGAAGACGGCGACCACGAAAUGGGCCAGGAUGCAAUGGAGGCAGACAUGGAAAUGGUCACUGGCGUAGCCGGCGACGAUGACGAGGCCAACAUCGACGAUAUGCCCGUCCUCAAAGCCCUCCUUCAAACUGCCCUCCCCCAACUCAUCCGCAUCUCCUCCCUCCAACCUGCCGACAGCGACAUUCUCCAACUCCAGGGUCACGCCCUCUCCGCCCUCAACAACAUCGCCUGGUCUGUCUCUCUCGUCGACUUCUCCGUAGACCAAAACGCCGGCAUCCAAAAGGCCUGGGCACCUGUCGGCCGGGCCCUCUGGCAACACGUCAUCACGCCCAUUCUCUCCAGCGACACCGCCGACGUCAACCUCGCCACCCACGUCACCGGCCUCGCGUGGGCUGUGUCCCGCAGCCUCGGCGGCAACACACCUCUCGCUGGCGAUGAGCAUCGCAAAUUCAUCUCCCUCUACCGGGCUACCGAGGCCAUGGAGCCCCGAGAUUCCGAGGACCCCUUCCAGCGUCUUGGCGUCAAAUGCGUAGGGCUCCUCGGCCAGCUCGCCGUCGACCCUGCCCCGGUUCCCCGGAACCGCGAAAUAGGCUCGUUCCUAAUCAGCCUCCUUGCCGGACUGCCCGACACCCCUGCCGCGGACGCUGUCGAGGCACUGAACCAAAUCUUUGACAUCUACGCCAGCGAGGAAUUCGCAUACGACGGGCAAGUCUUCUGGAAGGACAAUUUCCUGCACCAACUAGAGGCCGUCAUGCACAAGGCGCGAGCAAUGGUCAAGAGCGUCGACAAAAAGAGACAGCCCGAGCUGAGAGCCCGUGCGGACGAGGCCGUCAUGAACCUGGCAAGAUUCUUGGCUUACAAGAAGAGGCACAAGCCUGACAACGUCAGUGGCUCUUGA